CCCCUACUAUAAGCACGGAUCAAUUGCAGCCAAACAUUCUAUCAAACCUUAUUUAAAAUAUCUUAGUUCUGAUUAAGCUUACCUUCCAUGGCUAAUCAACAGAAAUUGCAAAUUUUUCUUAUUUUUCAUAUUUAUUUUCACUGCCUCAUCAUAGCUCAGCCUGAUUUACUAUUCUCCGAUUGUGGUCUCAAUGGUAACUACACUCAAAAUAGUGCAUACCAGAGCAAUCUUAACACACUCCUUUCCUCCCUUUCUUCAAAUAUGGAUGAAUAUGGUUUCUACAACACUUCCAUUGGCCGAAACACCGACAUAGUCAGUGCUAUUGUGCUCUGUAGAGGAGAUGUGGAGCUGCAAGAAUGUCGCAACUGUGUCAAUAACACUGUUCAUAAGCUUGUACGGUCAUGUCCAGAACAGAAAGAAGCUUUUGGUGGGUAUGAUGACUGUAUGUUACAGUAUACUUCUCGAUCAAUCAUUGGUACCUCGUCGAAUGAUCCUCUGCUCUACAUGUGGGAUUCUGGAAAUGCCUCUAAACCCGAAGAGUUUAACCGGGAGCUCCAGAAAUUAGUGGAUAGAUUACGAGGGGAAGCUGCAAAUGGUGAUCCUCUUCGCAAAUAUGCCACUGGUAGUGCCACGGAUCCAAAUGAUCAGACUAUAUAUGCACUCGUGCAAUGUACUCCUGAUUUAUCUCCUCAGGAUUGCUCCGAUUGCUUAACGAAUGCUUAUGGAGCUAUGGCUACUUGUCCCUGUAAUGGCAAUAGAUGCAGUAGACAAAUAGGACCUAGGUGCAACUUCCGUUAUCAGAGUUAUCGCUUCUUCAAACAGGUGGCUGUCCAAUCUCAUUCUCCACCACCAGGUCGGAGCGCCUUUGCAGUAAAGGAGGAUAAAUCUGCUAGAAUAGUCAUUAUCAUUGUUGUGUCAACUGUUGCAACGAUAAUUCUUAUGCUUUCUACUUUUGUCAUCUUGAUGAAGAUGAGAAAGAGGAAGCUUAUGCACAAAAUUCAGAAAUUCUUGCAGUUUGAUCUCUCUACAAUUAGAGCAGCAACAGAUAACUUCUCAAGUUCUAAUAAGUUGGGAGAAGGUGGAUUUGGUCCUGUGUACAAGGGUGUGCUUUCAAAUGGACUAGAAGUAGCAGUCAAAAGAUUGUCAGUAGAUUCAGGCCAAGGAGAUCUAGAAUUCAAAAACGAGGUCUUGUUGGUUGCAAGGCUUCAACAUAGGAAUUUGGUUAGAUUGCAAGGAUUUUGUUUCGAUGGAACAGAGAGACUUCUUGUCUAUGAAUUUGUUCCUAAUGCAAGCCUUGACCAAUUUUUAUAUGAUCCAGAUAAACGUAAGCAAUUGAAUUGGGAAAAGAGAUCCAAAAUUAUAGGAGGCGUUGCUAAGGGGAUCCUUUAUCUUCAUGAGGAUUCUAGGCUUCGGAUCAUUCAUCGUGAUCUCAAAGCUAGUAAUGUUCUACUCGAUGCAGAAAUGAAUCCUAAAAUCUCAGACUUUGGCAUGGCAAGGUUGUUUACGCUGGAUGAAACUCAAGGCAGCACAACCAGAAUUGUUGGGACCUAUGGAUAUAUGGCACCGGAGUAUGCAAUGCACGGGCAAUUCUCAGUCAAAUCAGAUGUUUUUAGCUUUGGAGUACUAGUCCUUGAAAUUAUAAGUGGCCAAAAGAACACUUGUUUCAGAAAUGGAGAAUCAGUGGAAGACCUACUAAGCAAUGCUUGGAUGAACUGGCGCGAAGAAACAACUACAAAUUUGAUAGACCCCAUGUUGAGGGGAAGCUCAGGAAUGGCUCGUGACAUAAUGAGAUGCAUUCACAUAGCAUUACUGUGCGUUCAAGAAAAUAUUUCUGAUAGACCAACCAUGGCUGCAGUAGUUCUCAUGCUCAGUAGCCUAUCCUUGAAUCUUCCCCUGCCUUCAGGGCCUGCAUACUAUACACACAACGAUAUUACUUCAGGGAUCUCACUUACUCAAGAAUACAAUUCAAGAUCAUCAGGACCUAGAGAAUUAGCCAAAAGUAAAUCUAUUAGUUCAUCACAUAAUGAGGCAUCGAUAACUGAGUUAUCCCCUCGUUAACAUCCUUAGACAUAAUACCCUUCUUUCCUGAGUGUUGUGAAUUAGUUUGUUGUUUGUUCCUAACUCUAGUUAGUCUAGAAUUCAUGAGGUUGAUAUUUAUUAA
Molecule: messenger RNA, 2161 nt
Organism: Solanum pennellii
Lineage: Eukaryota; Viridiplantae; Streptophyta; Magnoliopsida; Solanales; Solanaceae
Product: putative receptor-like protein kinase At4g00960
Exons: 7
Coding region: 88-2058 (656 amino acids)
Biological process (GO): protein phosphorylation
Molecular function (GO): ATP binding; protein kinase activity
Source: RefSeq, a predicted model, not a curated record